Harmonia axyridis is the source of this 5241-nucleotide messenger RNA. Its product is annotated as tyrosine-protein phosphatase non-receptor type 13-like. The record is from RefSeq and is a predicted model, not a curated record. The transcript has 15 exons. Gene Ontology annotation, biological process: positive regulation of hippo signaling. Gene Ontology annotation, molecular function: protein binding. Gene Ontology annotation, cellular component: cytoplasmic side of apical plasma membrane; cytoskeleton. Lineage: Eukaryota; Metazoa; Arthropoda; Insecta; Coleoptera; Coccinellidae. The coding region runs from base 501 to 4151 and encodes 1216 amino acids.
GUGCCUUAGCCGCCCCCACGACGUCAGUUUCUACCAAGCGUCGCUGCCGGCAGGACAUACCGUUGUUGUUGCGUCGGGACGCUGACUGUUGCACGUCGCGUGGACGAGUGGCGGGAUAUUUCGAGAGAUAUUUAGAACCGGUAUAAACGAUUCUAUAGCCCCGUGUUAUUGUAAACGAUUAUUUACGGCCGAUUGGAAUGUUAUGUGCGCGCUGAACAUCCCCAAAAUUGUCCGAAUCCAGUGAUGGUGGUUCCGAAGCUGAAGCUGAGGACAAAACUGUUGGACUUGUGAUGCGAUUGGUCGCGUGGAAUUCACUGAUUAUGUUCGAUAUAGUGUUUGUGUUCUUCUUGUUCUUGGUGGGAGUCACGUGUCUGGUCUACUACUUGCCUGGUAGAAGAGUCAUGGAAUCGGACGACAACAGGCCCCUGCAGUGUUACGUCACUGUUACAUCAGUUGGGGAGGUGCAAAAAUCACCGAUCGACCAUGUUUGAGAGGAGCUUAUGCAACGUUUUCAAGGAUCUAACAGCAUCAAUCAACUAUAUGGAGGAACCCGACAUGCCACCCUUGGGGAUCUCUUGACGGCACGUCCCACAGGUCUCACCGAACCCGAAGCGUGGGCCGUUCUGUGCCAAUCGGUGCAGGCCUUACAAGAUCUUUUUUUGUCCGAUGGUGUCAAUAAUGAUUCGUGUAUUCCAUUGGUUACACCUAACUACCUGAUUUUAUCUGCUAAGGGCAGAGUGGAGCUCCAACAAAAUCCUUCUCAUGGUUUCAUUCCACCACCUCAUCUGUCAGGGUAUCUUGCCCCUGAAUAUAGGCCGAAUAAACAUUGGACCGAUACGGAAACAGAAAAGAUGUGGAUCUAUGGUUUGGGAGAGACAAUGAAAAGAGCAAGUUUGACCAGUCACGCUGCCACAUCCCGUCUGAGCAUCGAACUAUGCAGGGUUCUAACGGAUAUGACUCGCUUUCCAGCUUCCUCCAGGGCAUCCCUGAUGAACUUGCUAGACGUUAUAUCAGAAUACUGCAAGAAACGUCAACAAAGUCGGCCUUUCUCGCAUAUUGUGAUGGAUCUUCAUCAAGAGGCAAUGGCAGCUGUAGAACUCGCAUAUGAGACACCAUGGGGUCCACCAGCAAUGCCAGAAUUAAAACCAAGAACAUCUCAAAGAAGCGAUUCCAAACACACAGAAGCUACUGGAACUAUACCGAGGAGGUGGCCUGGUUACGUCCAAUCCAGAACCACGACGAAAGAAGCCAGUACAAGCAUGGAAAAUGUGGCUUUUUUGCCGGAGGGUGGGGUUCCAGGAUCGGUUUGCAGGCCGAAAUCCAUGUGCGUUCCCCAAACGCCUUACUACGAAAGUGAAAACAUCUAUGACGAGCUCCCUACUGACUACAAUAGGUAUAGUGAUGAACAUAGAAAUAACGGUAGUGGGGACCAUGGUGAAUUCAAAAUGCCUAAAACUGUAAAAAAGUGCUCUUGUGAAACGUCUUGUGAUAGUUCUUGUGCCAGGAGGUUAAGGAAGGGUAGGAGGAAUCCCGUUCAACGUGCUGCUUCUAGGUUAUAUACUGCUGGAAAAACGGAAUCAAAGUGUGGUUCUGCCGGUGACUGUGUUGGUCCAGAAUUCGUAGUAAGAGCAUCCUUGCCAAAUAAAAAAUUAGCUCUACCAGAUCACAAAAACAGCAACAGAAAAAAUGUUCUGGUAAUCCUACUCAAUGGACAAAAGUUGGAUAUCUUAUGCAACCCCAAUACGACUACAGCAGGUCAAUUAUUCGAGCUCAUCAUUCAGAAAGAACACAUCGAGGAGAACUUUAUGCUAGGAAUGUCUGCCCUUAUAGCAGGUGAUUUCGUGUUUCUUCCAUCCGAUACAAGAAUUUGUAAGGCUAUGCAGCCGUCAGAGUCUUUGGGUGAUAUGCCAGGAACUCUGACGCUUUUUAUGAGGGUCAGGUUUUUCCUUCCGUCCCUAAGGGGCAUACGGAGUCCACAGGCUCGGCAUCUGUUGUAUCUUCAACUGAGAAGGUCAAUUUUAGAGCAUCAGUUGCCUUGCUCUUUUUCCCAGUUGAUAGAGAUGGACGGCCUUGCAAUGCAAGCUGAGUUUGGAGACUACAAGGAAAAGGAGCAUGGAACGAGUGAUUAUUUUUUGUUGGAACAUUAUGUACCCGAUACAAUGGCCUGUGCUGUUGAUGAUCACAAAUAUCUACGAGAAGAACUUGUAAAAUCCCAUAAAUCGAAAUAUGGAAUGAUACGGGAGAAGGCGGAGGAAGACUUCAUCAGCUGCGCCCAGAAGUUAACACAUUAUGGUGGUCAUUUUUAUACUGCCACUUGGACACUCAAGGACAAUUCCGCCAAGGAUGUCUGGUUGUACAUCAGUGCGCAGGGAAUAAACUUGUAUAAGAGAGGUCAAACAACAAGUAAUUGUGGACCAGAGCUUUAUGAAAUGUUCGACUGGAAAAAUAUACAAACCCUUUGCUAUAGUAAACGUUACUUAUGUGUGAUACCGAAGGAGAAUAAGUUCUUUGCCUCCAAAUUGAAGAAAUACAAGUUGAAGAUGGACCAUAAGAAGAGCUACUUUACUUUCCGUUUGGCCUCUCUGCAUCACCAAUUCUUUCUGAGACUGAGGACGGAAUAUGCAUCACUCCAGUCGCUCUCGCAGCAAUUUGGCAUUCCCCUGAAAGAGAUGAAGAAUGAAACCAACUCCCUAUAUAAAUUGGAGGCCCUUACCGAAUAUAAGGACCUGGACUUGGGGACCGUCAAUGCUGACACCGAAUUCAGGAUUGAAUUCAGACCGUCUUCCAGAAACAGCGAUCUGUCCGAAAAUUACAAAUACAGAAGAUCGAAAAGUGCUGACGACUUUCCCAAUGAAGAUGACAAGGAAAAGUGGAAUUCGCACUAUGUGGUGGAAAAAAAAAUCGGAGAAAAUCCGUCAUCCCAUGGCAGCCAAUAUGUUUCCGGUGUGUCAAACGUGACCGAUAAGAGGAGGGGAGUAAAAAUGGGAACAAGAGCUAUCGGAGGAACAGGGUGUAGGAUCUCGAGAUCGAUGGAGGCAGUCAACGCUAGGGAUGACUUAGAGAGUUUAUCUUUGCAAUCUGUCUCACUGCACUGCAGUUCAAAUUCUAUAAGGCUUUCUGGCAAUGAACUUCUCUCACCUAACUCGAAUGCUUAUAUACUUGACUCGACAAUAAAGGCCUACAGUAAUAUUUUACCAGAUUUCCACGAAAGUCUAAGUGAAUCUCUCCUAGAUAAGUUCAACAAUAUAUCAUUUACAGAAGAAAGAGUGUUUUCCACAGUCGUUGUCGAAAAAGGUAGAAAUGGUUCUUUAGGAAUACAAAUCACACAGGGAUCAGAUGGAAAUGUAUAUAUCCAGACGGUAAUAUCAGGUGGUGCUGCACAUUUGACAGGAAAUAUGAUGACAGGAGAUCAAAUAGUAGCUGUUGAUCAUCAGAGCCUUCUAGGCAUGAAAUAUGAAGAUGCUUUGAACUUGCUGAAGUCCACAGGGCCAAAGGUGGAGUUUAUCCUUUCACGAGUCGUUCAGAAUGGGAAUGGCACCAAUCAUUCAAAAUCUCUAUCAAUGGACCCGAACAUGCUCCAGGCUAAGGUUAAUCUGAGCAACAUCAACGAUUCCAGCAUGACAAACUUGAGACUUCAGAAUACCAUGAAUAAACUUAGAAAAAUGUCCAGUGCUCCAACGAGUCCUAGACAGCAUUUAAUAAUAGACGAAGAAACUUCUGAAGAAAAACACAUGACAGAGAGUUGUAUGGACCUCUCUAACACUAGAAAGUAUGGAAAGACUUCGAAGACCGAUGUACCGUACCAUAAGCACAUCCGCUAUGAGAUAGAAUCAGAAAAUGCUAGCGAUAAGGAAAACUCGGAAUUGAGGAAGGCUAUCUCGAUGUCUUGCAAUAGGUUGAAUGAAGGACCGGAAUUGAUGAAUCCGAAUUAUUAUUCUAUGGAUCGUAGACUUCUAAGGGAUUUGAAGGGAGAAAACUUAUGUAAAGAAGUCAUCCCUUCAAUAGCGUUACCAAGAAGUCUUGGACUUGGCAGGAAAUGGAGAGGCCCAGUGAGAUAUCCUGUAACACCUAUUAAAAAAUUCGAUAAAAACGAUAAAAAUAAUGGUUAUGAUGCAAAUACCACCUCAGAUGAGGAACAAGUGUUUAUUUGAUGUUUUAUGUUUAUAUUUUGAUUUUUCUUAUUUGCGAAUCCAAGCUGCUAAAUAUUAUGAUGAAACAGAUAUAGUAAUUCUUAUGGCUAUUUUAUAUCUCAUUGACCAAGAUAUAUGAGUAUAUUGACUAAUAGAGCUUCCUUAGAUAAAUGUCAAGUGCCGAAAUUAUUGAAGAUAAUAAAGUAAAAUAUUUAAUAUAUCACGAAGGACCUAUAAUGGUGAAGUUAUAAGUGAAUACUUAAUGUGACAAUUGAAAUAUUUCGAAUUCAACCCAACAGAAAAUAUUCCCUCAUUUGAAAAAAACAAUUUUUAAUUUCUUCCUUAGUAUGCAUAUUAUAUCACCUUUAUUUUCAUCAUUAUCCUAUUUUAUAUUUCUAUAGAAGACUAAUUGUGUUUUUUGAUACUGUCUAGUUUCAGAGAGUUUCAUAUCAAAAUAUAUCAACAUCUUAAACAAUAAUAAUAGGAGUUAUUCUGUGAAGCUACAGGUAUCAACAAAAUAGAUGUAAAAUUCCUAUUCAAUUGUUCAUAUCUUGAACAUAUCAAGUUUUGUCCUUGUGAAAAAAUGUUCUUCAGAUUUCAAAUGAAUUUCAUAUCAACAUAUAUUACUUUUUCAUUUAAGCACAUUUGAUUUCAAGGUUUCCCUAUCAUAUACACAAUAUGAUAUGGGCAAUAAAGAUUUUUUUGAUCUAAAUAGAAAAUGUGAAGUGUACUACUUGGAAUUGAGUUGUAUAAUAACUUAUUUGAAUUCUAUUUUUUUUCUUCAUUAGUUGAAGGUAUGGACUGCUACAGUCAUUAUAUCAUAAUGAUUUAAAUAAAUAUAUGUGAUGUUAGAGUAAAUAGUGAUAAUUUAGUAUGGCCAUUGUAAAUUGUGCCUAAUUUAAACAGUCUGAAUAAAAUCGUAUUAAUAAUGAAUAUAAUAUGCUUAGAUGAAACAAAAAUAUUUACGCCAUGUUUAUUGAUAUACUUAAUUAUAUAAAUAAGAUCAUGAACGAACAUAAUUAGUUUACUGAAUGUUAUAAUGAAGUGCAUAAUGAGAUGUAACUGUAUGUGUCUUUGGAAUUGUUGAUAUUCAGUAUAAUUUAUAAAAUUU